GGCUGUGAGAGGGGCACCCCCAAGGUAAGCCCCAUGAGGAGUCAUAGAAGAUGCACCCGGUGUGGGCCGCUCUGCUGCUCUUAGCCAUGUGUGCAGGGCGCAUAUCCACCAAUCCAUUCACCUUGAGACUGGCUGCUGUUCUGGAUGACCCGAUGGAGUGCAGUCGUGGUGAGCGCCUGGCUAUCACCCUGGCCAAAGAGGGCAUCAACCGUGUUAGUAACCUCUCUGUGAUGGGCAAAGUGGAGGUGGACAUUUUUGAACUCCUGAGGGACAGCGAGUACGAGACAGGGGACACCAUGUGCCAGAUUAUCUCUAAGGGAGUAUUGGCGGUCCUGGGACCCUCAGCUAGCCCAGCUUCCGACACCAUCAUCAGUAAUAUCUGUGGAGAGAAAGAGGUGCCUUACGUGAGGGUGGCCCCCGAGGACCUCCUGAGGGCCCGCUUCCCGCGCUUCUCGCCCCUGGACCUGCGGCCCACCAAUGCACAUGUCAGCCUAGCCGUGGUGGACCUGCUCUCCUUCUUCAACAGCACCAGCGCCUGUCUGCUCUGCGCCAGGGCUGACUGUUUGAUGAACCUGGAGCAGUUACUACGUCAGUUCCUAAUCUCUAAGGAGACGCUGACUGUUCGUGUGCUGGAUGACAGUCAGGACCCCAUGCCUGUUCUAAAAGAGAUCCGCAACUACCAGACUGACACCAUCAUAGUGGACGCCAACGCCACUGUGUCCCUCCUCAUCCUGGAACGGGCGUCAGAGUUGGGGAUGCUGUCCGUCUACUACACCUACAUCUUCACCACAAUGGAGUUCUCUCUGCUGCAGUUGGAUGACAUCCUGGUGGAGCGCUGGGUCAACAUUCUUGGCUUCUCUGUCCUCAACCACAGCCAUCCUUACUUCCCUGACCUCCUCCUCAGCCUCAACCGUUCCUGGCAGGAAAACUGUGACCACGCCCCUUUCACUGGGGUCCCGCUCUCCCCAGCCCUGCUGUAUGAUGCCAUGCAUGUGGUGGUGUCUGCUGUGAGGGAGCUCAACCGCAGCCAGAGCGUGGGCGCCACACAGCUAACCUGUCAAUCACCCAAAAUCUGGGAGCACGGCACCAGCCUGAUGAACUACCUACGGAUGGUAGAAUUGGAAGGUCUAACCGGACACAUAGAGUUCAACAGCAAAGGCCACCGCUUCAACUACUCCCUGAGGGUCGUGCAGAGCAGCUCAGAGGGGCUAAGGCAGGUUGGUGAGUGGCAUUCGGAGCACGGUCUGUCCAUGGAGAGCAACAUCAACCUCCUCAUCAUGGCCGGCACCAUCUUCAACACCACCCUCACCAUCACCACCAUCUUGGAGAAUCCCUACGUGAUGCUGAGGCCCGAACACCAGGCCCUGGAGGGCAACGAGCGCUACGAAGGAUUUUGUGUAGACAUGCUGCGAGAGCUGGCCGAGCUGCUGCACUUCAGCUACCGUCUGCGGCUAGUGGCGGACGGCGUGUACGGCGUGCCCGGUGCCAACGGCACCUGGACGGGCAUGGUGGGCGAGCUCAUCUCUAGGAAAGCUGACCUGGCAGUAGCGGGGCUCACCAUCACCUCAGAGAGAGAGAAGGUCAUUGACUUCUCCAAACCCUUCAUGACCCUGGGCAUCAGCAUCAUGUACACAGCACAUAUGACACGUCGACCAGGCUACUGGUCCUUCCUAGACCCCUUCUCUCCAGGCGUAUGGCUCUUCAUGCUGCUGGCCUACCUGAUCGUCAGCUGUGUGCUCUUCCUGGUGGCCAGGCUAACGCCGUAUGAGUGGUGUAGUACUGAGCCAUGCUUGCGGGGGCGCUGUAAACUGGUGCUGAACCAGUACACUCUGGGAAACAGUCUGUGGUUCCCUGUAGGGGGGUUCAUGCAGCAAGGCUCAGCCAUCACCCCCCAUGCCCUGUCCACACGCUGCCUCAGCGCUGUCUGGUGGUUCUUCACCCUGAUCAUAGUGUCCUCCUACACAGCCAACCUGGCUGCCUUCCUCACCGUUCACAGGAUGGAGGUGCCCAUCGAGUCUGUGGAUGACCUGGCAGACCAGACCACCAUAGAGUACGGCACCAUGCAGGGAGGGUCCACCAUGACCUUCUUCCAGAACUCUCAGUACCAGACCUACCAGCGCAUGUGGAACUUCAUGCAUGCCAAGCAAACCAGUGUGUUUGUGAAGAGCACGGAGGAAGGCAUCGACCGGGUGCUCAACUCCAACUACGCCUACCUGUUGGAGAGCACCAUGAACGAGUACUACCGCCAGCGCAACUGUAACCUCACCCAGAUAGGAGGCCUGCUGGACACCAAGGGCUACGGCAUCGGCAUGCCACUGAGCUCAGUGUACCGGGACGAGAUCGACCUGGCCAUACUCAAACUCCAAGAGGACAACAGGCUGGAGAUCCUUAAGAGGAAGUGGUGGCGGGGAGACAAGUGUUCCAAAGAGGAUGACCAUCGAGCACAGGGGCUGGGCAUGGAGAAUAUAGGUGGGGUCUUUGUUGUCCUGUUGUCUGGUCUACUGCUGGCUGUGUUCAUGGCGGGGCUGGAGUUUGUCUGGGUGCAGCAACACUCUCCGAGGUCAGAGUUGUCCAUGUGUACAGAGAUGCUGAGGGCUCUCCAUGGGAUCCUGCUGUGUGAGGACAGUAUGGCACUGCAUGGUUUACGAGGCCCAGGGAUAUUACUACAAACAGACACUUCACUCCCAGAGGAGCAUGGAGGGACCAAGACAACCACUUGCACCCUCAGUAAUGGCAUGGUGUGCGGGAUGGACAACAGUAGCAGCGGUCCUAUGGAGCCACGGUCUCAUAGACUGGCACAGGAAGCCAUUUUGGGUCCACGGGGCUGCGCUCACGUCCGCAUCUGCCCAGAGUGCAGGGGAUAUAAAGGACUGCGGGUGCAAACACUGCCACCCAGAAAACACUCACCAGACCUCAGGGAGGAGAAUGUUUAGUGCAGGGUUCCCCAACUGGCGAUUUUAUUUGGCCCUCCCAAGUUUGAGCAAAACUAAAUAUUAUUUAUUGUUGGACCUAAGACUAAAAACACAUCGUGAUUUUAAUGUUGGAAACCUGUUCCAAAGUAUUCCCACGGGUAGAGAUAUGUGUUUUCAUUGUAAUCUACUCACGUUCACACAUGCCGUUUCAUGAUUGUCUAGGUCGGGUUUUAUAGAGCCGAUUACGCCUGCGCACUGACGGCGUCAUCACAUCAUCCAGAAACAUUAUAGACAGUGGAUGAAUAUAAAAUGCAUCUUUGGCUGUGAGUGAUAAAAAAAAAAGUUACUUGAAUAAUUUAAUGGAUGUUUUUUGUACAAUGGUGAAGACUAAAGUUUUAUUUGCAAUUAUCACAUUUGACUUCUACGCGGCCAUCUUUUUGGACUUGACUUCAGCUAAAAUGCAAUACCGAAAGUGUCCUGGGUUCAGUGGAAAACGUGCUUCCAGACUGGAACCCUGGGGCCUUAGCACCGACCCUGGUCCACUUGUCAGUCUUUGCACUUUAUUUCAUUAAUGUACAGACCGGUUAAUAACCCCUGAACCCAAAGAUUGAGGAUGGCGAAACGCCAUUAGAUGUCUCAUCUAAUGAAAUAAAGUGCAAAGACCGACAAGUGGACCAGGGUCGGUGCUAAGGCCCCAGGGUUCCAGUCUGGAAGCACGCCCAGAGGACACUAGGACAGUAUUUCAAAGACCCAGCUCCAACUAACGGCUAAUGCCGCUCCCCACAUUCCACUACAUAUGUGAGAGACACAGGAGCGUGGCUGUAGUCCAGUUCAUUAUUUUAUUUCAAAACAAGUGCCAAAAACAUUGGCCGGGAAUCAAAUCUGAAACGGGCAUUGUGAGCUUGACAUUUAAAGGUAAUUUACAAUUGAGCCUAGUUCCUUAUAUCCAGAAAUAAAGGCUUUUCAAACAAA
Messenger RNA from Salmo salar (Atlantic salmon), 3884 nucleotides. RefSeq names its product glutamate receptor ionotropic, kainate 4. Gene Ontology annotation, biological process: monoatomic ion transport. Gene Ontology annotation, cellular component: membrane. NCBI's taxonomy places the organism in Eukaryota, Metazoa, Chordata, Actinopteri, Salmoniformes, Salmonidae. Gene Ontology annotation, molecular function: ligand-gated monoatomic ion channel activity; signaling receptor activity. The record is from RefSeq and is a predicted model, not a curated record.